This is a messenger RNA of Gaeumannomyces tritici R3-111a-1, 423 nucleotides long. RefSeq lists its product as hypothetical. The record is from RefSeq and is a predicted model, not a curated record. Bases 1 to 423 code for a protein of 140 amino acids. The transcript has a single exon. NCBI's taxonomy places the organism in Eukaryota, Fungi, Ascomycota, Sordariomycetes, Magnaporthales, Magnaporthaceae.
AUGUCAAGAGGCAAGGACAAACAGGGCCCCGACGCAAGCAGGUUCGAUAGGUCCCCAGCCCUAGGCACGAACAUGCAGCUACUAAACAACUCGCAAGCUGAACAGGGCAGCCAAGCUGCUGGCAUUGUUGGCCUCGCAUAUGCGACCGAACCGAGGGCCGUCUCUUGCGCCAGGACUGUAGGACGGACAAUGAUCGGACGCCACGAGGAGGGGGGGAAACGUCGUCCAUAUCGAAAGAAACACGUCGGGUACACGCAGUCAGACGAAGCCAGACGAAGCCACGACGAAGACACAACGUCUCUGGCGUGGGGUCGAGGAGGAAAAUAUGGCCAGGGUAGUGGCGGCGAUGGGCAGCGAUUCGCGGGCCUGCUGGGCGGACUGGGGCCGGCAGUAGCAUCGGCCGUGCACAGCGGUUGCAUGUGA